This is a messenger RNA of Ictalurus furcatus (blue catfish), 5569 nucleotides long. It is a transcript of the gene csgalnact1a, whose product is annotated as chondroitin sulfate N-acetylgalactosaminyltransferase 1a. Bases 1616 to 3256 code for a protein of 546 amino acids. Gene Ontology annotation, molecular function: glucuronosyl-N-acetylgalactosaminyl-proteoglycan 4-beta-N-acetylgalactosaminyltransferase activity. The transcript has 8 exons. The record is from RefSeq and is a predicted model, not a curated record. Gene Ontology annotation, cellular component: Golgi cisterna membrane. NCBI's taxonomy places the organism in Eukaryota, Metazoa, Chordata, Actinopteri, Siluriformes, Ictaluridae.
CUCAGUUUCUCUCUGUCUGUGGGUCUCUCUCUCUCUCUCUCUCUCUCUCUAUGUCUCUCAGUGCGACUCUCUGUUUUUCUUUUUUUCUCUCUCUCUCUUCUUCUCCGGUGUGUGUCAUUCUGGGUGUGUUUGCAAGAACUGUGUGCAAAUGUGUGUGUGUGUGUGUAUAAAUUUCCUGUGAUCAGCAUAACAUAAACAAACGUAUUUUUGUAUGCAUCUUAUGUAUGUAUGUGUGUGUGUGUGUGUGUGUGAGCGAGUGUGUAUGAGAGAGAGAAAGAGUGUAUGCAGUCACUGCAGUGUGUCCGGUGUGAUCCAGCGCUGUCUGUAAAAUGGUAACACAAUAGAAGAUGAAAUGUGCAGGAGGCUUAUAUUAAACACAGAAGAUAGCGUGAAUACAAACUGCUGACUGAGGAAGAUGAAAAGUGGCUGCUCAUGGAAAUGAAAAUCUUCUUGGACAUCUAAGGUUUCUCAGCAUGUCCCGUUUUGUUAGACUCAUGCGAAGAAGAAGUAUGCUGACUCCUCUGAUUUAAGCUCUACGAAGCAUGAUAUGGACCUAGAUAUGUGAAUUUCUCAAUGAACAGAUUCUCAAAAGGUGUCACUGCUGAAGAUUUAACAGUGUGAAGUGGCAUGUUUUGUGUCAUCACAGCAGGACCGAGCUAUUUUAGCCAUAACCAAAUCUCCACUAAAGUAGCCUCAUGGAUUUCUAAAAGACAAAGAACAGGCUUUAACAUGACUUGAAAUACAGGAAACACACACAUGUAGGUGUACCUUUCCUUUACGUAGCUGCCUCACUCAAAACAAAUAAAACACCCUUUUCUUAUCGCAAAGAAAUUGAUCUUUUCCAACAGCUGCUUGACCAGUUUGGAGGUUCUCCAGCUGGACCGAAAAUGUGACGGAAAAUAACAUGGGAAUGAGGUGGUGUAAUCAGGAACAGUUGGAUCUGUUUUGGAACAAACAUAUCUUCAGUGUCCUUUAGUACGAGAGUGUUGCUCACUCAGGGAAAAAAAAAAAACGUCUUCUUCCCCAUUUCAUAUCAAAGUCAGCGUUAGCAAGGACAACAGUAAUGGCUUAAUUAGCAUUUCAUUCCUUUGUCUUCAUUUCGUGUCUAAGAUAAAGCAGAUAUGACUAAAACUACAUGACAUCAGACUACAUUUUCGUUAAUAUGCGAAAUGUUCAAUAGUGGCAUGUUGAUCUGCUGUUGAUCCAUUUCACAUCAACCAGAAAGCCUUAGCAAGUAUAUCACGUGAGAAGCUUUUAGCAUGUCGUCUCACUUCAGCAUCUAAGAUAAAGCUUCAGGAAGGACAGAAUUCAAUUUAUUCUAAUCUAUAUCACACCGUGUUUGUAAAGACGAUAUUACACAAUUCCUGUGUGGUAGCAUUUCAUAUCAAAGAUAGAUUUAGCAAGGAUAGCACUAACUGUGUAAUCGGUGUUUUGUUCCACCACACAAUCAGAUCACAUUGUCGCACUGUAUUUUGGUAGCAAUGUUGCUCAGAUUAUAGCUUAUAGCUUUGACCGACUGUGCCAUUUAAUUUUUAACUACGACAGUACUAACUCCUCAAUUAGCUUACCGUCUAAGAUAAAACUACGCAAUGGAUAUGACUAUACAUGUGUGUAUAUGACACUGGUCUGUUUCAAGAUGUUGCGCAGGGGAUUGUUUUUGUGGCUCUCUCGAGUCUGUGGCAUUUUAGUCCUGGUUUGCUGCUUUCUUUCCCUCCUUUACGUCAUCACUUGCAACCCUCAUACCGAUGACCCCUUGGUGGUACCCAGGCUGGGCGCACCAGGCUCUCCAAGAGGGCCUGGUGUUCCUGGUGUGCUCAGCGGCGCCGCCUUGGGUUCAUCCAGCCACGAAAACUAUCAAGCUUUGCUUCAGGAACGUGAGGAACAGCAACGGCAACACAUUUCCAGCCUGAAGAAGCAAAUCGCAGAACUGAAGGAAGCCCUGCAGGAGCGAGUCGAGCGGCCGAAGGAGCUUCAGGAGAAACCGGGCAACGCGGCGACCGAUCUGAAUGAGUUCCUUCGCACCCAGAUGGGCCGGGCAGAGAUAAGUGCAGGUGUCCGCUUGCCAAAUGAGUAUGCUGUGAUACCGUUUGAGAGCUUCACGCUGCAGCGGGUCUAUCAGCUGGAGACGGGACUCACGCGCCACCCUGAGGAAAAACCGGCGAGGAAAGAUAGGCGAGACGAGAUUAACGAAGUGGUGGAGAGCGCCGUGCACACUCUGAACUCGCACAAACACAACAUGGGAGAUAAAUUUGGUGCAGACAAGGUGUACAGCAUGGCUGAUUUCAUUGAAGGUUUAGCUAGAACGGAGAAGGAUAAAGGAACGCUGUACGAGCUGACGUUCCGUGGAGAUAGGAAGAACGAAUUCAGGCGUCUCGUUCUAUUCCGUCCCUUUGGUCCGUUGAUGAAGGUGUCGAACGAACGUGUGGCGACGUCUCAGACGGUCAUCAACAUCAUCGUACCGCUUUCACAGAGAGCCGACAAAUUCAAACAAUUCAUGCACACCUUCAGGGAGGUGUGUAUAAAGCAAGAUGGACGAGUGCACCUCACCGUUGUGUACUUUGGCCAAGACCAGAUGAACGAAGUCAAAGGAAUCCUGGAAAACACGUCCAGGGAGCUGCAUUUCCGUAACUUCACGAUGAUCCACCUGAACGAGGAGUUUUCCCGAGGCCGAGGUCUGGACGUGGGCGCCCGAGCGUGGAAAGGAGGAAACGUCCUGCUGUUCUUCUGUGACGUCGACAUCGUCUUCACUGCUGACUUUCUCAACAGCUGUCGCCUGAACACACAGCCAGGAAAGAAAGUGUUUUAUCCGAUUCUCUUCAGCCAGUACAAUCCUGCAGUGAUUUACGGAGGCAGCGAUCACGUCCCGCCCGUGGAGCAACAACUGGUGAUUAAGAAAGACACAGGCUUCUGGCGGGACUUUGGUUUCGGCAUGACCUGUCAGUACAGAUCCGACUUCAUCAACAUAGGUGGAUUUGAUGUGGACAUUAAAGGAUGGGGCGGUGAGGAUGUCCACCUCUACAGGAAGUACCUGCACAGUAACCUGCUAGUGAUCCGCGCUCCAUCUCGCGGCCUUUUCCACCUGUGGCACGAGAAGCACUGUGCGGACGAGCUCCCGCCUGAGCAGUACAAGAUGUGCAUGCAGAGCAAAGCCAUGAACGAGGCGUCACAUGGGCAGCUGGGAAUGCUGCUCUUCCGGCAUGAGAUCGAGGCUCACCUUCGCAAACAGAAGCAGCGCAGUGCCGCCAAGAAAGCCUGAAGCAUGAACCAUGGUGACUUACAUGAAAAAAUACAAUAUAGAAAUCACUCACACGUAUGUGUGUGUGUGUGUGUGUGUGUGAAUUGCACAGGCGUUGUACUUCAUGCUGUUUUAAUACACACUUUUGGACUUCUCCUUUUGACUUGGAAGUGACGUUUGCCUUGUUUCAACAGGAACUCACUCAAGAACAGGGUAUUUCCAUGAAGUUUGUGACAUUGGAACCCGCUGAGUGGAUAAAAGGUUUAACGAUGCUGUUGCUAGGCAACUGGACACAUGGAUGUCAAGCCUAAGCUAGCUAAAUGACCGAAACUAACGAUAUAGCAAGCUAGCUAUUUGUCUAUGUUGUCUUUUACAGUGUACAGUAAAGGCACAGAGACCGUCGAAACAAGACGACACAUUUGGAAAAUUUCCUUCAGCGAUGUUGGUCAACAGUCAUUGUAACUAAAAUUACACUUCGCAUCUGCCAUAUCGACAUCGUGGGUCGUGGAUGAAUCCGACUCUCCUUAGAACAUCAUUAAGGAUUUACGCUGUAGUUAUUUUUUUUUAACUAGAAUUCUUGUCUAGUGUUUUUUGUUUGUUUGUUUUUUGAAGUCAGUUCAAGUAAGUUGUUGAAUGAUAACCUAUUAUAAGAGCACAUUGCAGCCAGACCUAGCCUAUUGUCAGAGCUGCCUUUGUAGAAAAUUAAUAAACACCUCCUGACCAAUCAGGAUCGAGAACACGGCAGCGCCUGUAGUAUAAUAAAACGUAAAGAUAACCAUGUAAUGUUUACUUGUUAUGUUUAGCGAUCUGGGUUAGGUCUUAGCUGAGUGUGUUUAUUUUAUUUACACACUAAAUAAUUAGCCAAUUAGCCAGCAAGCUGCUGUAACAUAGAUUUAUGGCUGUGUAUAGCGCCCCCAACCAGAUUUUCUCAAUCUGUCUAAGCUGAGUACUAAUGAGAAUGAUUUCAGUGACAACACUCCUAACAAACACUGGUGUUUGGGAUGAUGGAAAAGUACGACCUGAAGCUGUUGCUCAUUAAUUAAUUAGUUCAUUAUGUUAUGGUGCCCUCUUUUGGUCAUUGGAGGAACUGCAGUAAUUUAAAAAUGUACAGGUUGGCUUGAUGAAAUGUCUUUAUUUUGAGAUUAUGAGAUGCUAUGGCUGAUGUAUAUUAUGGGCAAUAGCUAUUCUAGUUUAUAUGGCCAUCUACAAAGGUGCAUGUUACAUUAAUCUCUCCAUGAUCUGGAUUUUAUUCUUUUAUUAUACACUCUUCUUCAUAAUAUCAUUUAUUAAGGGUUCUUCAGUUGUUCCUUCCGGGGAAGCCUUAAAGUUUCUAUCUGAGACCCUAGAAGAGUGUUUUCCUAUCAGAUAGGUUUCCAAGUAGAAUCCUUUUAGGAAGCUAAGAAUCUUUAACUAUGCAGGAACCCUUUUUUUUCUAAGAUGGUACAAAGUACCAAGACAGUUUAGGUCAAUUGUAAACGUCUGCCAGGUUCUAGGUUUUGAGACGGAUAUCAUUUGUACCACACGCAUAAUUAAUACACACACUCUUAGAAAAGGUGUUCUUCAAGGGUUCUUUGAGGAUGGGUUAUUUUGUUGUUGUUGUUGUUGUUGUUGGUCAAAGAUGAGUUGAAACCCUUUCUGGUAGGAAACAAUUUGCUGCAGGUUUCUACAUAAAACCUUUAACGGCGCCCCAAGAGGCGAAACUGAAGAACUAUUAAUAUUUCAAAAACAUUUUAGGAAUGUAAGUUGUUGUUUUCCAUCGUUUUUAUUCAGGAGAAUUUGCAGACGUAAAUUAUAAAAAAAAAAAAAAACUUUCUUAAUUUGCUUUUGCAAUUAAUCAGAAAUAAGUUACAUGUUCCGCAUGUAUACACAUUUUUUUUCUGAUUUUUCCAGAUAUUUUAGACAAUCCCAUUUUCUCAUUUUCUUCUUCUUCUUCUUCUUCUUCUUUUUUUUUUUUAAAAAAAAAACCACGAUUAUUGACACAUGCUGGAGUAGAAUUUUGACUUUGUCACGUAGAGAACCCGAAGGUAUAAUGUCUCUAAAAUGGCAGUACUUUAAUGAAGUAAUGGUACUUCAAAAAAAAAAAAAAAAAAAAAAAAAAAAAAAGCACUUAAGUACAGUAAGAUAUUGCAUUUACUGCUGUUUAACAGCCUAAUGAUUCCUCACUGAUUUAUAAUUCCACAUCAAGUUUAUUAAUCCUUAAACUCAUUCUUUUUUCUACUCCUCUAUUUUUGUACACUCGUCUAUGUGUGAUGUGGUGCUGUCUCUACUGCUUUCAGCCAAUAAGAGGACACUUUACUGGAUUUACGCCAUGAUUUAUGGUUAUCAGGAUGUCUG